CGCGUCGCUCAUUUCUGAACCGCAGCGGACGUGCGGGCGGCGGGUGGAGGUCAGUCCUCGCUCUGCGACGGGGGCCCUGGGAAGACUUCCCAGCAAGAUGGCGGCCAGGCUGAUGCACCGCUGGUGUUGGCUUUACAGAACCGUCUCUCCCUUGGGCCACCAAGCGGGCCCGUUGUCCCAGGCCCCAUGGUCCAACAGGCCUCCCUUCGCCUUGAGGACCACUUACAACCUCUCGCAAGUGGCCGACCGCUUCUCCGUGAAGGAGCUGGAGAGCAAAACCCCGGAGAAGUCCCCCAGGUGGGAUGACCUCAUCAUGGUGUCAUCCAGCGUGGAGGAGCUCCUCGCUCCGGAACAUCUGCACGACAUCACCGGGAACCAGGCCGCCCUCCUGAUCACACGCUUAUCCCAUCUGGCCUCGCAGCUCAAACUGGACCAUAAGGAUAUCUUGAAGGAUAAACGUUUUCAACAGCUGCUCCAUCACACGUACAAGGAGGCCUCCCGGAUCCAUGACCCAGCAUUGAUCAACCUCCUCAAGAGCCUUUACUUUUUGGGGGUCAGCCCCCAGCAGAAGGAGUUGUGCUCGGCCGAGCUGGAGCUGCGCUGGCGCCUACGCGGACUCUCCUACCGGCGCCUGGCUUCACUGGCCGCUUCCCUGGCUGCCUACGUCCCUAGGGAGAAACCCCACGAGCUGCUGACUGAGCUUUUGGCCCAGCUGGAGAUGCGUUGGGCCGAGAUUGAAGAUGCCCACACCAUUGCCUUGCUCAUGGCCAAACAGGAAUACCUCUCGCCACAACUCCGGGAGCGGCUGGAGGAUAAGAGCCUGGAGCUAGCUGCCCACUUCUCUCCCGAGGACAUCCGGAGGCUUGCCGUCGUCUUAGCCCAACAAAAUCUCCGGUCUUUGCCGCUCCUUCGAGCCAUCAGCUACCAUUUUGUCCAGAAGCAUUUUGCUGUCAAGCCGGAUAUCCUCCUGGAUUUGGCGUUCGCCUUCGGGAAGCUGAAUUUCCACCAGACUCAGAUGUUCCAGAAGAUCUGCUCGGACCUCCUGCCGCAUGUCUCCGAGUUGCCUCCCACUGAUGUGGUCCGUUGUGUGAAGUCCUUCUCCUAUCUCAAAUGGUUAAACCUGCCGUUCUUCGAGGCCUCUGCGGAGUACUUCAUCCACAAUAGCAAGAAAUUUACUCUCAGCCAACUGGUUAAUCUUCUCAUUUCUUAUGCCCGCUUGAAUUUCCAGCCGAGCAACAAAGAGGACUUUUACACCAAGAGCCACCACAUCCUGGACGGUCAGCUGGGCAGUCUCAAUCCUUCCCUGCUGAUCGACCUGAUCUGGUCGUUAUGCGUCUUGCAGCAAGCAGAAGCGGCCCAUUUCCAGAUGGUUUUGCUGCCCAAAUUUUUCUCCAGUUUCUUUGGGAACUGGACGCCGGCCCGUCAGAACUCCUGGCUCAAACUCCUGCACAUCAACACCACGGCCCAGCUGGAAUCUCCGGGUUACGAUGGGCCCUACUUACCGCCGGAGAAGCUGACCCUCCAGGAUCUGGGGGUCAACCGGACCCCCACUCCUCUCCAGACCGACGUCAACGCCAUCCUCGCCAAGGUGGCCGGCAGCGAGGCAAAGGUCCAUUUCGACGUCUACACCCCCUUCGGCUGGAAGCUCGAUGCUGAGAUGAUUUUGGACUCUGAAAACAAUCCGCUCCCCGUGGCCGAACAGGAUGCUUUAUCCGUGGACCGACCUGCCAAAGAGUUUUUGGAGUCAGGGGUCAAAAGGGUGGCUUUCCUCCUCUGGGAGUUCCCCAACUUCAGCAGCCGAAGCAAAGACCUUCUGGGGCGCUUCAUGAUGGAGCGACGGCAUCUGCAAACAGCUGGCUUCGUGGUUGUUGAGGUUCCUUACCACGAAUGGUUCAACCUGAACACGGAGUGGAAGAAGACCCAGUAUCUCAAAGACAAGAUGCAGAAAGCGCUUGCCACAGACUUGGCGGGCUAGGGACUUUGCAACGGCGUGUAAAGUGCGAGGAAGUGAAAUCGGGUGGAAUUAAGAUGAUUAUUUUGUACAGAAUCGGCUUCUCUUUCUGGGCUUCCUGGAUUUGGGGGGUUCGAAAAGUCUCCUCGGAGUGAGGAGAAAGGGAGAGUGGGGCCAUCCUCGACUUACGACCAUCCGUUUAGCAGCCGACAUCACAACGGCCCUCGAAACUGAGACUUUAGGACCGUUCCUCACACUUAUGACCAUGGUCACCAAAUUGGGGAAGCUCGGCGGCUGGCACGUAGUGCUACUCCUCCUCUUCCGACCAUCACGGAGCUCACAAAUUUUGGUUGUAAACAAGACCUUCCGGCAAAUAUUGCCUCGUUUUAUGACAUUUUUUGCCAUGGUCAUGAAGCAAAUCGGCACUUUUUUAAAGGGAGCCACAUGAUCGUAUGUUGACUUUGGUCACUGAAAGAGGAUGCGGGAGGCCAGGAUGUCAUGAAUACGAGCCGAUCGCCAAGCGUCCGAAUUUGUGACAGUCGUUAAGUGCGAGCAACAGUCCCUUUUCCCAGUGCCGUUGUAACUUGGAACGGUCAUUAAACAAACUGUUGAGAGUUCUCUGGAUUUGGGACGCUUGGCCUCCGACUCACAUUUAUGAUGGUUGCAGGGACUUAGGGCCGUGUUUCACACUUAUGACCGUCACAGCGUCCCCUUGGUUUCAUGAUCCAAACUCUGACGUCUGGCAGCUGACUCGUAUUUAUGACAGGGGUAACACGAUCCUUCUGCAACCACCUGAUGAGCGAAAAUCAACGGAUAAGACGGAUUCACUUAGUGUCUGUGUGACUCACUUAACAACUGGGCCAGAAAGGUUCUAACUUGGGACAAAAUUCACUUUGAACAACCAUCUCGCUUAGUGGCCGAAACGUUGGGCGCUUUUUAUGGUCGUAAGUCGAGGACUAACCUAUUUGUUUUGCCUUUGUGGCUGAAAAGGCUCCGAGUUCAAAUUUCUCCACUUUACAAUUUGAAUAUAAAUCUGGAAUGUG
Molecule: messenger RNA, 2994 nt
Organism: Notechis scutatus (mainland tiger snake)
Lineage: Eukaryota; Metazoa; Chordata; Lepidosauria; Squamata; Elapidae
Source: RefSeq, a predicted model, not a curated record